Molecule: messenger RNA, 1152 nt
Organism: Symbiodinium sp. CCMP2592
Lineage: Eukaryota; Dinophyceae; Suessiales; Symbiodiniaceae
Source: the annotation of a GenBank genome assembly
AUGAAUUCAGGCACAAUUGACUUCACGCCCGAUACUGUUUCCUCGUACUUCAGACCUGAUGUGCGGCAUCAGAUGCUGCAGUUUGGACGCUUUUUUCGCAGCGUUCAAGCCAAGGACACUGGGACGAGUGAGCUCCAGUUCAAGACCGGCUCCACGAAGGACGGCCGUCUGAUUCUGACAGAGAUCGAAACGCCGGUCUGUCAGUCUGUCAUGCGAGGUCAUGGCGGUCAGUGCGUCGGGAGGCAGGUCGCAGAGUUUCGCAGAGUUGCAGUGAAGGAGGUGUACACUGUGAUGCAUCGAAGAGGCAGCUUGCACGGGACCUGGGCCUCCGAGAGCAUCAUCAGCGCCUCCGACAGCCGCCUGAAACGAGAGGUCCUGCCGCUCUACCGAUCGCUCCUUGAGAAGAGAGAGCAGUCAGCAGGCGAAGGUGCAGGUGGCGAGGAGCGUCAGGACAUCAGCGCUUCCAGCCUUCUGCGUCUCCUGGUCCCCGACGGGUCCUCCGACCCCUUGAACUUGAAGCUGGAGGCUACUGACGAGUCACUUCGUUCCCUUCCGGGUGUGGUGCGCCAGAUGCCCAACCAGGGUGGGCGUUUGGGCAUUUCCCAUCAAGAUCUCCUGGCAGUCAUCACCCUUGCGGCCAAGGAGCGAGAGAGGCGCCUGGAGGCCUUGGAGGCACAGGAGGAUGCCGAGAUUGCCCAACAAGAAGAGCAGAACGGUCUGAUCCAGGUACCAAAGCAGCAGGAGACUCACGAGAUUUCGAUCCAUGUGAAGGGCGGAGUCCGUUUCCAGGUAGCGGCUGAGCUCUCCGAUGGGCGCAGCGCAGAGUUGGGCACUCCGAGAGGGGCGGACAGCGGAAUGUCCAAGAAGGAAAGUGGCAAGUCGGUGCUGGACCUGGAGAGGUACUUGAACCAGCCCGUGAAGGUCAAGUUUUCGGGUGGACGAGAAGUCAAGGGCAUUUUGAAAGGACAUGACGCUGUAGCAAACCUAGUGCUGGAUGACGUCCAGGAAUACCUCCGAGACCCAGAAGACCCUUACAAGGUCUCAGACGAGACCAGAAGUCUUGGACUGGUGGUUGCACGUGGCACAUCGGUCAUGCUUAUUUGUCCGGUGGACGGCACAGAGGAGAUUGCGAAUCCUUUCGCAGGUGCCUAG